AUUGUUUUGGCAUAUGUCUUUGCAGUUGUUGUUGUAUUGACUUAUUAAUUUAGAUUUGUUUUUAUGGCAAUUAAUUGAAAUAAUAAAACGGUGCGCAGCAUGUUGAAGCAGUGUCUAAUCAAUGUGGACUUGUCGCGGCUGCAUGCCAAACAGCAGCUGCGCCCCAAAUGCGGUGAGAUAUUCUACGAAAGAGAUAACGAAUACUCCAGCUUUCAACUUGUUUGCUGCCUCUGCGAAAUGAAACACUUUGCCUUCGACGAUUUCUCGUUGCACAUACGCAAUGUGCACUUUGACAAGCAAGGCAAGCCGCGCACCCAAACAUCUAAAGCUCCAGCAGGCAGUAAUCAGGAUGCACUGCAGCAGCAGCGGCAACUACAUCUUGUCAAUUCGAGUCCAACGCCAUUGAUCGAAUUCAGCGCCAACGAUUGCCAUAAAUUUGUAUCAAAAGAUAUGUCUGAUGAUGAUGCUGAUGAUGAUAAUGACAACGAUGAUGAUGAUGAUGAUGUCGAUGGCCUUAAGGCAUUGCGUGUCUGUUCCUUCAAGGAGAUCGAAUUGGCAACCAACGAGAAUGCCCAAUGUGAUGCAGAGAGUUCUCACAGUGAUGACGAGGUGGAGGAAGCAGUCACAGCAGAUUCACAUAUCUUUAGCGAUGCUGAUUACCAUGACGAUGAUAAUGAAGAUGAUGAUAAUGAUAUCGAUGAUGAUGAUGAUGAUGGUAAUAGUGAAAUUGGAAGGCAAUCUGUAUUUAAGAAGGAACGCCAACCCAAGGAUUACAAAUGCAAAUAUUGUGAGGGAAAAUACACAACGCUUAAAUAUCUAAAUAUACACCUGAAGUUGAGUCAUCCGCAUCCGCAGGGGUUCAAGUGCAGCGAUUGUGAUGCCACCUUCGAUGUGGAUCGUGCACUGGAGACGCAUAGACGCAAGGUGCACACAGAGUUCACGUGCAACAUGUGCGACAAGGUGUACAAAAGUUCGCGAACGCUAUUGCGCCACGUCCAGGGACAUUCGGGUCUGCGACAGUUCAAAUGCGAGCACGAGAAUUGCGGCAAAUCCUUCGUUAGCCAGCACAAUCUCACAUCGCAUCGUCGCGUCCACAGCACAGAUCGCAAUUAUGUGUGUGAAUUGUGCGGCUAUCGUUCGCGAUAUCGUUUCGCACUCGUCGUGCAUCGACGCACCCAUACGGGAGAGAAGCCAUUCAAGUGCCAGACAUGCUCGCGCUGCUUUGCGUCCAAGUCACUGUUGAAUGAACACCAGGCAAUGCAUUCUACGGAGCGGCCAUUCAAGUGCGACAAAUGCGCGGCGGCCUUCUCGCGUCCCAAGGCCCUCUAUCAUCACAAGCAUCUGCAUUUAGGCAUAAAGAAGUUCAAGUGCAAGAUCUGUGGCAAGGCAUAUGCUCAGGCAGCUGGUCUCUCCGCGCAUAUGCGUGGCCACAAAAUACAAACCGUUAAUGGCAUUGCCGAUGGCGUAACAACAACAGCAGCCACGUCCUCCUCCACCCGCUAUUGAGUGUCCAGAAGAGGUAGACUUUGAUACUAGUAUUAGGAUACCUGUACAGCAUUUUUAAUUACACAGUUGAGGUUCGCUAAAUUGAUUUGCAAUUAACAUUUCCGUAUAGUGAACUGAUUUUGUGGUCCAAUUUAGCGAAGUUCGACUGUACAAACUGCACAAAUUUAUCGAAUAUUAAUUUGUUAUUAAAAUCAUUGUCAUUAGUUAUAAUCGGACACGAUUAAAAUUGUUUCAAAAUAA
This is a messenger RNA of Drosophila grimshawi, 1746 nucleotides long. Its product is annotated as zinc finger protein 2 homolog. Gene Ontology annotation, biological process: regulation of transcription by RNA polymerase II. The record is from RefSeq and is a predicted model, not a curated record. Lineage: Eukaryota; Metazoa; Arthropoda; Insecta; Diptera; Drosophilidae. The coding region runs from base 100 to 1506 and encodes 468 amino acids. The transcript is spliced from 2 exons. Gene Ontology annotation, molecular function: DNA-binding transcription factor activity; RNA polymerase II cis-regulatory region sequence-specific DNA binding.